AUGCUGUUCCUGCCGCUGGAGGAGGACUCGUGGCUCUUCCGCCUGUGCCUGUACUACGGCUUGCUAGUGCUGCUGCUAGAGCUGCUGGUGCCGCUCGUCUUCCAUCGCCGCGUGCGCGUAGAGAUCCCCCGUGUGGCGCUGCGUGGGCCUGCAGUUCCGCUGUCCACUCGCGAGUUCGUGCAACGCCGACGAGCUCUACAGCAGCAGCUGGCGGCACUGCAACGAGCGCUCGCGGAGACGCCGCGCCGCUCUCCGCAGAAAAGGAAGCAGUUGUUGAUAGACGCGAGUGCAGUAAGAGACCGACCAGACGCGUCUCCGUCACCGUCUCCGUCUCCGUUGGCAUCCCCAACGUCUUCAGUCAAGGUCUCGAGGCUGGAAUCUUCACGGGAAACCAGUGGAAACAAGCGACGGGUUGAGAGGUCGGAGCGAAAAGGUGAUGGAGAGGAGCAGAGAGAUCGAGAUGAAGCUGGACAGCGAAGAGAGGACACGGUGGUGGAUGGUGAACAGGUGCAGGUGUCAAGGCAAGAUCCCGUGGCGUUGAACAAUUCGUCGGCGACACGUCCAGCUCGAAGUGGUGGGUUUUCGUUCGACGAAGUUGAUCGUGAAGAAGAGGAGGGGGAGGAGAACCAGGCGUCUCGGAACGAGUCUGUUGGUUGGGAGCAAGUUGCGAGAAGGAGGGAGUCCCCGACGUUUUCAGGGCGAAGACCUGUGCGAUUAGUAGCAGACGAUGUGGGUCCUGUGAGGUACAACGGGCCCAGCGAAGCUGCAUCACGGCUAGAAGCGCUCAUUCGAGCGCGAAGGAGGAGAGCGAGCACUACGCCAGUAUACGCGCCGCCACCAACAACAACAGCUGCAGUGUCGUCGCCAUCGUCAUCGCCACCACUCAACGAUGUUCGUGUGACUGAAGUUGAAGAAUCAUCAUUAGAGCACGGUGGUUCUACUACACCCAACCCGGUACCAGAGGCAAUUCCAUCGCUGUAUGGACACCAAGACGAAGGGCAGGCAGUGGAAGAUGACGAAGAAACUAAGGACUCGGAACCGCUCACAGAUUUCCAAGCGUUUUGCGCUUCUUUCGCAACUGGCGGCUCAGCUGCAGCCCAGAAAGCUUUAGCGAAGCGAAAACACCACGAAGCGUUUGGAUCAGAAGAUGAGCAGGCGACUAGCACUGCUGGAGUAGCCCAGCAAUCCGUCGAGACAAGAAAACAUCCGCGAGUGUUUGAAGAGGAGGAGGAGCAAGUAGCUGACGAAGUUACUCCUGUUGAACCCCACAGCGCUGAAAAGCGGACACACCACGAAGCGUUUGGCUCGGAUGGCGACGGUGCAGUCGACGAUGCUGUAGGUGCUGAGCAAGUCCUAGAAAAGCGCACACGUGACGAAGCCUUCGGAGCGGAGGAGAAGCUGGAGUGGCCACAGGAGAAGUAA
This is a messenger RNA of Phytophthora sojae, 1422 nucleotides long. RefSeq lists its product as hypothetical. Lineage: Eukaryota; Oomycota; Peronosporomycetes; Peronosporales; Peronosporaceae. The record is from RefSeq and is a predicted model, not a curated record. Bases 1 to 1422 code for a protein of 473 amino acids. The transcript has a single exon.